Molecule: messenger RNA, 243 nt
Organism: Plasmopara halstedii
Lineage: Eukaryota; Oomycota; Peronosporomycetes; Peronosporales; Peronosporaceae
Exons: 2
Coding region: 1-243 (80 amino acids)
Source: RefSeq, a predicted model, not a curated record
AUGUUAGCUCUUUUGAUGCAUUAUGUGAUUCUAAACAAAUUACCGAGUGCCAAUUCACCACCUCCGUUUUUAAAGCUACGUAAUUACACCGCUGAAGCCUGCGGUGUUUGCUCAACGUCGGGUGAUCUACACACAUCUUGCUUGCUACCCGAAUCGGAGAGGGAUAAUACUUUUCGAUAUGGUGACGAUGAUAAGGUGGUUGUUAUCGCGAGGGAACACGACCGUACUCCAAGCGCCAACUAA